AUGGCACGCUCGGCAGUCCCCACUCAGAUGAUCAUUCUCCCUAUUCAGGAGAAAGUUCAGAUCGAUAACCUUUCUACUAAAGAGGGCCAAGAAUGGUCCCAGGUACUGGAUAUUCUUGAGAAAUGGACAGGGUUCCGUCGUCUUUAUUGGGGACGUCAUGUCGAAAAGACAGGAGAAGUACACCUCCAUAUUGUCCGAGACAGUCUUCAUCAGCACUACGCCCUUCUCGCCUCGCAUGAUUGGCAACAGAUUGUUAAAAACUUGGUUAUCCUAGGUGUUGAUAGCGCCACAGCGCUAACGGUGCGCCAUGCCAUGAUUUCAGAAUUCUCACCAAACCCCAAGAGUCUUGGGCACGGGGCCCCAGUGACAGGGACAGCCAUUUAUUUGACGCCCGAUCCCGCAGGAUGGGAGAAAACGUGGGCGCUAUGGACCAGUAUUGUCUCCACGGUACCUGGAUGUAUUGGGGUAACGGGUGGGUGGAUGGUGGAGCCUGUUGAGGGGACGCUAUCAUAUGUCGUUUAUGUGGGAUGGGAUAGCAUCGCGGUCCAUGAUUCGUACCACCAUACGAAGCACUUCCGGCAACGCGCAAUCAUCCUUCGGGAGCACAACACGGGGUUCCGGGAGUAUGGACAUGUCGCCUUUGCGCACUCCCGCUCUCGUCGGGAAGCAAACCUGUAA
Messenger RNA from Penicillium angulare, 678 nucleotides. RefSeq lists its product as uncharacterized. The coding region runs from base 1 to 678 and encodes 225 amino acids. NCBI's taxonomy places the organism in Eukaryota, Fungi, Ascomycota, Eurotiomycetes, Eurotiales, Aspergillaceae. The record is from RefSeq and is a predicted model, not a curated record. The transcript has 2 exons.